GCCAAAAUAAAAUGAAUCCUGACGAAGUGUUUGAUAACAAAUAUUUUAGACUCAACAGGACGUUACUGAAACAAGUUUCGCUUUGGCCUUAUGAAUCAACAUCAACAAAAGUUAUCAAAAGAAUCUUCAUUAUGGUUGGUUUCUAUUCAAUGAGUCUACCGCAGAUGAUUCGGGGUAUUGAAGAAAUUCGAUCAGAUGAUCCAGAUCCAGAAAUAAUCAUUGAAAACUUAUCUGGCUUCAUAUAUUUUCAUGGAGUAAUAUCGAAACUUAUAACUCAAAUGGUCACGGAAAAUAAGUUAAAAUAUCUGUAUGAAGAAAUUUCGAAAGAUUGGAAAACAAUCACCGAUAAAAACGAAAAGGCCGUUCUUGAAAAAUCAGCUGCCGUUGGUCAUCAAUUGACCAUCUUUUAUACUGGGUUUGUCGUUCUCAGCGCAAUAUUCUUUGUAUCGAUAACUGCAUUUGUUCCAGUUUUACUGAAUCACGUUCUGCCCGGAAAUCAAACUUACCAAAAACAAAUAUGCAUUUAUGCCGAAUAUUUUGUGGAUCAAGAAAAAUAUUUUUAUUACAUUUUUACGCACACUAUGGUUAUUGGUGUAAUGACAGUUUACGUUGCAACUGCAAUCGAUUCGGUUUUCGUUAAUUGUGUUCAACACGUAUUGGGAUUAUUCAACAUCAUAAAAUACCGUCUCAAAGAAAUAAGCCGCGUAUACGAUAGUUCUGUAAAUAAUUCAAUUGAUUUGCACUUUGACGUCAAGAGAUAUUUGAUCGACAUUAUUCUAACUCACAAAAAAUCUCUCGAAUUUACCAACCUCAUCCAAAGUGCCUACAACGAGUGCUUCUUUUUACUCGCUGGAUUAAUUGUUGCCGGCUUGAGUGCUUUUACUUAUGUUUUAUCUCAAAAUGUAAAUAAUCCACUAAAUUUUAUGAGGAUUUGGUUUUUGUGGUUUGGCGUUAUCGUUUACAUGUUUUUUGUGAAUUUACCGGGACAAAAAUUACUGAAUAUCAGCGAAGAACUUCUCCUAGCAAUUUAUGACAGCAGUUGGCACAAAUUUCCAAUAAAAACACGUUUUUUGAUACAAGUAAUGAUGCUUCGUUGUUUGAAACCAUGUCGUUUGACAGCAGGCCCUUUGAUAGAAAUGAAUUUUGCAAGCUGCAGUAAUAUUCUCAGAACAGCAUUUUCCUAUUUUACCGUUGUAAAUUCAAUGAAUAGUUAAAAGUAUUGAAAAAAUACAUACAUCAAAAAAGCAUUAUUAUG
Molecule: messenger RNA, 1255 nt
Organism: Trichogramma pretiosum
Lineage: Eukaryota; Metazoa; Arthropoda; Insecta; Hymenoptera; Trichogrammatidae
Product: odorant receptor 9a-like
Exons: 9
Coding region: 12-1214 (400 amino acids)
Biological process (GO): detection of chemical stimulus involved in sensory perception of smell; sensory perception of smell
Cellular component (GO): plasma membrane
Molecular function (GO): odorant binding; olfactory receptor activity
Source: RefSeq, a predicted model, not a curated record